GGCCAGCCUUUCAGCAAACAACUCAAGCAGGCAUAGACCAAGUUGCGCCCCCAAAUGCAGAACCACCACAGCUGACAGCUCCGAUCCCGUUAAGGACUACUAGUUAUAUGCAGCGAAACCAAUCCCGAAGCCACUCUGUCAUUGCCUCCAACGCUGCGUGGUCUCCCCGGCCAAUCAUGGGAGCUACCUCGCUUUCAUCAAGAGCGGCAGCUGCCAUUCUCCUCGUCGCCGUCGUCCUUGAAGAAGCUCGACGCCAUGGCGCCGGCGCGACGGAGUACACCGUCGGCGACUCCGCCGGGUGGACCAACGGCCUCAACUACCUCACAUGGUCGCAGAAGUACAACUUCACCGCCGGCGACACGCUCGUGUUCAACUACGUGGCGGAGCAGCACGAUGUGCACCGGGUGACUCAGGACGCAUUCCGGACGUGCGAGCCGGCGGCGAACCAGAGCAUGGGCGCGUGGGCGACGGGCCACGACCUCGUCAACCUCACCGUGCCGGGGGACUACUACUUCAUCUGCAACGUCUCGGGCCACUGCCUCGGGGGCAUGAAGUUCGCUGUCGCCGUGGUAGCGCCGCCCCCUUCACCGCUGCCUCCCCCACCAGCCCUGCUACCGCCGCCGCCGCCGCCACCAGCGAGCUCUGCGGGCGCGUCGUGGAACACACGGCGCCGCCCCGCGUGGCCGGAGGCGGUGCGGAUCCCAUGCCUCGCCGUGAUCGGCCUGCUCAUCCUUGCUUAGUUCAUCGUUCGGCAAAAACAAUUCUUGCAUUGAUUGGUAGGGUUGUUGUGCCAUAUUUUUAUCUUGGGUACGGUGAUGGUUGACCUGGACCGUUUCUUGGCGUUGGUUGGUUGGAAUGACCUAGCUAGUAGUGACGUGUCACCUGUCACGUGUAUUUGUGUCUACGAUUGAUGGAGAGCGAUGACUCUGUACUUUGAUGUGGCAAUGCAUUGCUCUUUGCGUCU
Panicum virgatum (switchgrass) is the source of this 964-nucleotide messenger RNA. Its product is annotated as cucumber peeling cupredoxin-like. The coding region runs from base 108 to 740 and encodes 210 amino acids. The record is from RefSeq and is a predicted model, not a curated record. Gene Ontology annotation, molecular function: electron transfer activity. Lineage: Eukaryota; Viridiplantae; Streptophyta; Magnoliopsida; Poales; Poaceae. Gene Ontology annotation, cellular component: plasma membrane. The transcript has 2 exons.